Closterium sp. NIES-65 is the source of this 5423-nucleotide messenger RNA. Lineage: Eukaryota; Viridiplantae; Streptophyta; Zygnematophyceae; Desmidiales; Closteriaceae. The record is from the annotation of a GenBank genome assembly.
AUGACGCGAAGGCAAGCUGCGGCUGCCGCCGGUAAUGUUGACGACCGGAAGGGUUUCGCCGGCAGCAGCGAGGGCAGCAGCAGUUGUGCGGCUGUCGCAAGCCUGGGAGCUUCUGACGGUUACGAUUUCGCUGCUGCUGACCCCGCGCGGCGAGAUGGUGGCGAGAGUAACCAUGAACCUCCCAGUUCGUGGCUGGACAGGAAGCUUUUAGAGAGAAACGACCGGGAUGAUUCCGAAGUGGACAAUUUAGUGGGUUCUGACGGAGUUGGUCGUAAGAGGAAGAAAAGCUGGCGCGUGUGUUGGAUCUGGGCGGUGAUGAGCGUGGGCUUGCUGGCGAUGAUCUUCACGAUCGUGUGGACGCAAGCGUCGAGCGAGCAGCAGGCGGAGCGCGAGGGGCAGUGCGGCGAGUGGGCAGCGUUCAUCGAGUCGCACUUCAACUCCACGCAGGCCAACACGCGCGCGCUCGCCGAGUUCGUCCACGCCUACUACAUCGACGGGCGCGAGAGCUUCUUCCGCCCGUCCAAGUUCCUCAAGUUCAGCUCCUCCGCACUGCACGCCCGCCCCGUGGCAGCAUUUGUGGGUUAUGCUCUCCGAGUCAACAGCUCAGCCCUGCGCAGCCACGUGGAGCAGCGACUGCAGGGCUGCCUCAUCGCAGUGAGCGCGGAGUUCUCCUGCCGCCCGCCUGGCCUGCCGCUGUACGUGCCGCUGCUGCUGGGCACCAGCAGCAACGAGGGGAGCAGCAUGCGCCGCCUUCCCCGCAACCGCACUGCUGCCGGCGCUGACCUGCUCUCCGACCCCACGCUAGCAGCCAUGAUCCGGGCGGCAGACACGGGGCGCAGCGGCGCCAUGUCCGCCCCCAUGGCAUCCCCAGCAUCGCCCUUCCACAUGGUGGCGCAGGCCUUCCCCGUGUACGACACUCAUGACCACGGCCACGUGUUCGUUCACAGCUUUGAGCCCGACUCGCUCGACGCACUCACCAAACCGCACGGCUUUUUCAUCGCAGCUUACUCCUUCCACACACUCCGCCUCGCCCCCAACUUCGACCAGCUUAAAGCCCUCCCUCUUCGCACAUACCUCAUAGACGUGACCAAUGAGAGCAGCCCAGCUGUGCUGUUUGGGCCGGAAGGGACGGAGGGGAUGACGGGGAAGCAGGCAGGAGUGUGGGCGGCGGUGGCGCAUAAGAGACGAGUGGUGCAGUACCAAGGGCGCGUUCAGUACCCCAUGUGGUUCGGCGACCCGUCACGGAACUUUGUGCUUGUUUGCGAGCCGGAAGCCAACGCGAAGCCGAGCCCGCCGUUCGUGUGGAUGGUAGUUUCAUUCAUCAUCCUGGCGAUCUCAGUGCUCGUGCUCUGGAUGUCCGUGCACCUCAUGGCCAAGCUUGAAACCGACACGCUGCGAGUGGAAUCAGCACAAGCGCAGCUCGCGACGGCCAAGGUGGCGGCAGAGGCGGCGAGUCGAGCUAAGAGCGACUUCCUCACCACCAUGAGCCAUGAGAUUCGUACUCCCAUGAAUGGCGUGAUAGGCAUGCUGAACCUGCUGAUGGAGACCCCUCUGGACGGCACGCAGCAGGACUACGCGGAGACGGCGUGCAGCAGCGGGCGGGCGCUGUGUGCGCUGAUCAACGACAUUCUCGACCUCUCCAAGAUCGAGGCCGAGAAGCUCCGCCUCGAGCGCAUCCCCUUGAAUCUGAGAGCCGAGCUCGACGACGUGCUUGCACUGUUUGUGGAGAGCGCGGAGGAGAAGCGAUCGGUGGAGCUGGCAGCCUUCGUGGCUGAUGAUGUGCCGGAGACUCUCGUCGGGGAUCCGCUGCGCAUACGGCAGAUCCUCAUGAACCUCAUCAGCAACGCGUUCAAGUUCACGAGCACGGGGCACAUCUUCCUCGUCAUCCGCCUCGCUCUGCCCGACGAUACCGCGGUGCGGCUGCUGGUGGCGGUGGAGGAUACAGGAGAGGGCAUCCCCAUGGCGGCUCAGAGGGGCAUGUUUCGCCCGUACUCCCAGGCGCACGCCAGCACCACCCGCCUGCAUGGGGGGACGGGCAUCGGCCUCUCCAUCUCCAUCCCUCUGCUGUUCCCUGGCAGCCAUCCCUCUGCUGUUCCCUGGCAGCCAUCCCUCUGCUGUUCCCAUCGCAUCCCGCACGCAACGCCUGCACAGGCCAACACGCAUCCCUCUCCCUCUGCUACGCCCAUUACGCUAGCCCUGAAGGAACGAGCUUAUGUCCACCUCUCUGUGUUGUCCGACCCUGUUCUUCCCUCUUUCCCCUCCCCCUUACAGCGUCUCGUGUUGCUCAUGGGAGGCAGCAUUGCCUUCAGCAGCGAGCCAGGCGUCAGCAGCACCUUCCCCUUGUACAUCAACUCUCGCACCUCCUAUCUCGCUUCAUGUCUCUGGGCUUCCCUUCCUCUUCCCGUGUGGCAUGCCUCAUCUGUUCUGCAGCGUCUCGUGUCGCUCAUGGGAGGCAGCAUCGCCUUCACCAGCGAGCCAGGCGAGCACCAGCAGCAGCCGCAGCAGCAGCAGCAGCAGCAGCAGCAGGAGGAGGAGGAGGAGGAGGAGGAGGAGGAGGAGGAGGAGGAGGAGGAGGAGGAGGAGGAGGAGGAGGAGGAGGAGGAGGAGGAGGAGGAGGAGGAGGAGGAGGAGGAGGAGGAGGAGGAGGAGGAGGAGGAGGAGGAGGAGGAGGAGGAGGAGGAGGAGGAGGAGGAGGAGGAGGAGGAGGAGGAGGAGGAGGAGGAGGAGGAGGAGGAGGAGGAGGAGGAGGAGGAGGAGGAGGAGGAGGAGGAGGAGGAGGAGGAGGAGGAGGAGGAGGAGGAGGAGGAGGAGCGAGUGGCGGAGACGUCAGCAGACUCUAUGUCCAUCUCUCUCAUCCCCCUCCUCCCCACGUCCACUAAGACCAGGAGCCAGCCUCUUGAGGCGCCUCAAAAGAAGACCAGGAGUCAGUCGCUCAUCCCCCUCCUCCCUGACUCCAAGAAGACCAGGAGUCAGCCUCUCCUCCGCUUUGCACCGCACCACUGGCGCCAUCGCUCCUCCACCGCUGCUCUUGACCCCCCAACUGCUCACCACUGCACAGCCACUCACCCUCCCAGUCUGAUUCCUUCUCUUUUAGCCGCCCAACCUCCUGCUUCCUCCUCUCUACCCCCUGCUCCCACUGCCACAUCUGCUCUGGCCCCUUCUCCUUCUGUCCCUCCUGCCCCUACUGCCCCUACUGCUUCUGCUGCUGCAAUGCCUUCUGCUGCUGGCCCUUCACCUACUGCAGCCAGCAGCAGCAGCAUGCCGCCCAGGCUGGCGUCUCUCCCACACUCCAUCUCUGCUUCUGCCGCCUCUGCACCGCCCAGCGCUGCCACCACAGCCCUGCGUGCUGCUGCGCGUGCAAGCGGGGCCUGUCCAUCCUCCUCUCCCGACCUUUCUUCCAACCCCGCGCGCCGUUCCAAGCAUCUACCACCCUCCUCCUCCUUAGCACGCACCUCCUCACUCUCAACAAAGAAAGAGCGUCUACACGCAUCCACCUCCUUUUCCCCCUCCUUGUCCCGCACCCCGUCCCUCUCCCACAACGACCUCCCAAGCCUCAGAAAGGCGUUUCAGAAGCAAGCAGAGAGGGCCUAUGCAGAGGGUGCGUGUAGCCCCACCCUCUCCCUCGACCCUCCCUUCAACCCUUCUCUCUCCCUAGAUCCUCUUGAGUCGACUCAAAAGGCACUGUCCCUCGACCCCCCCUCUGGCCCUUUGAUCUGUACCUUUGAUCGACUUCCACAACCUUCUCUGGUCACCCAGUCCCUUCCGUCCUACCCUCCUAGGGUCCCGUCCCUCUCAUCGACCCACGCCCCGUCUGUCUCCCUCACUCCUGCUUCCAGCCCGCACAUUUCUAGCCCCACUGGCCCGGGGUCAGCGGCUUCGAAGCAUGCGAGAGCAUCGUCAGUUAGCGCGGUGGGGCCACCGCGCCUCUCACCCCUUGGUGAAUGUGUCCCUGGCAGGAUGGGAUGCAGCCUGCAUGGGGCCUGCAACUUUGGAUGUGCGGCAAGGGAUGGGGUGGUGGUGGAGGGGUGGCAGUCAACUCAGUCAACACAGUCGAUGCGGUCAAUACUUUCAAUGCAGUCAAGGCAGUCAACACGGUCGAGUUUGAUGCGCACCGCGAGUGGCAAGGUGGUGAGUGUGAGCAUGGAAGGGCCGAGGAUCGAGUCGAAAGCGUCGCUGCUGCUGCAGUGCUUGGCUGAGGCUCAGGUGAAGCAACAACAGCAGCAGCAGAGAGGGGAGGAGGAGGAAGAGGAGGAGGAGCCGCAGCGGGGGAUGCAGGCGGAGCAGCAAAAGCAGGAGCAGCAGCAAGAAGAGCAGCAGCAGCAACAGCAGAAACACGAGCAGCAAGAGCAGCAGCCGCAGCGUGUGGUGCCGAGGAGUCGGGUGGUGGCGGUGGUGGUGGAGGAGGAGAUGAUGAAUCGCUGCCGCCUGCAUGUGGACCAGCUGCUUGCCCUCGUGUCCCCCCACCUCUCUCCCCUGGAGCAGCAGCAGCGGCAGCAGCAGAUGGUGCAGGAGGAAGAGGAGGAAGAGGAGGCCAAGAAGAAGGAGGAGGAGGAGCAGCAGCAGCAGCAGACAGGGCAGAGGCAGGGGAGGAAUCGUGAGCGUCCGGCACUGGUGCUGCUACAUGGGUGGGUGUCCCUUGCUCCAGACCUCGUUCAACCGUCUGUUGCUCCGGAAACCAGUACAAAAGGCAACCCUGGAAGCACCGCCGACAACACCAAUAUCAAUGGUUCCGAUAACAGGAACAGCAACCACAACCACAGCACCCCUGCUUGCAGCCGAACCGCCAGCAGCAGCAGCGAGGCGCAUGUGGUGUCCAGAUUCGGUGCACCUGCCACUCCAGGAGCGUCGGCCUCACCGGUUACCACCGUGCCGUACCUCCUCUCUCUCGGGUUCGAUGCUGUGGUUCGGAAGCCGCUUCGGAGGAACACGCUUGCCGCUGCCCUGCUGCCCCUCUUCUUACCGCAAUCCCAAAAGUCUGUGUUGUCACACUCGCCUCAUGUGAGCAGCCGCCACGUAGAUACUACCGAGCCGGUGAGACGCUGUGAUUCUGAUGCUGACCAGGCUAGAGGAGGUCUUGAAAUGCUCUCAGGUUACACCAGUGAGCCUGGGAAGCUGGCCCCAGCAGCAGCGGCACGGGAGCCGGCAACGGUGGCGGAGGGGCUGAGCGUGCUGGUGGGUCGGCGGGUGAUGGUGGUGGAUGACAACCUCAUCAACCGCAAGGUGGCCAGCAAGCUGCUGGAGAGGCACGGCGCGCGAGUCACUGCCGUGGAUGGCGGCACCAAGGCGCUUCAAGCCCUUGCUCCGCCCCACCCCUAUCAGCUUGUCUUCAUGGACCUGCAGGUGAGCCUAGGAGGCGAGGGAGAGAUGUGUGGGAGGGUAGCAGAUGGUGGGAGGGUGGGAGAUGUGUGGGAGGGUAGCAGAUG